This is a messenger RNA of Oncorhynchus nerka (sockeye salmon), 2092 nucleotides long. RefSeq names its product cytoplasmic tRNA 2-thiolation protein 2-like. Gene Ontology annotation, molecular function: tRNA binding; sulfurtransferase activity. Lineage: Eukaryota; Metazoa; Chordata; Actinopteri; Salmoniformes; Salmonidae. Gene Ontology annotation, biological process: tRNA wobble position uridine thiolation. The coding region runs from base 338 to 1861 and encodes 507 amino acids. The record is from RefSeq and is a predicted model, not a curated record. The transcript is spliced from 13 exons. Gene Ontology annotation, cellular component: cytosol.
UUGAUUAAUGUGAUACAUCCACAAAAAGAACAGAACUACAAAACGCUCUUCACAUGACUGUGGAACGAAUCUAGCACGUCAUCAAAAUGCGCUGUUAUUCCAGCACGAGCCUUUUGACAGCUAUAAGAAAUAGGCUGAAUUAAAUAAAUCUCGAAAUAGCUACACUAAUCUAAUGAAUUUAUCUACCUAAAUAGAGUUUCGACGAACGCUGGUAUAUGCUUACAUAGUUUUAACUGGCAAGCUUGAUCCGAAAACUGUUACAGCUACAUUCUGCAAUUGUUGGCUAGCAAGCUACAAUAAAUUAGAGCUCUUUGUCACAUAGCUAGCUAACUCGACCAUGUGUCAGGUCGAUGAGGAAUACAAUGGACAGCUAGAACACAGAGUGACCCCACGUGUCUCCAAGAAGUGUGUCAAAUGCAAAGAAAAUACAGCGGUACUGAUCAUCCGAGCUGGAGAUGCGUUUUGCAGGGGCUGCUUCAAGGAGUACUUCAUCCACAAGUUCCGGGCCAUGCUGGGAAAGAACCGGGUCAUUUUCCCAGGAGAGAAGGUUCUUCUUGCAGUGUCUGGAGGGCCAGCCUCUAGCUCCAUGCUGUCACAGGUUCAAGAGGGUUUGAGUCGAGACGCACCCAAGAAGUUGAGAUUUGUCCCUGGAAUUAUCUACAUAGAUGAGGGCGGUGCCAGUGGUCAGAGCAUGGAAGAGCGGGAGAGGGCAGUGGCUCAACUGGAGUCAGUUUUCAGAGCCACUAAUCACCAUUACCACAUAGUCCACCUGGAGCAGGUACUCAGUCUCCCCAGCUCAGUGCUAGAGGCAGGAUCCUCGGCAACAGAAAAACCACAGACUGGGUCGAGUUAUAAAGCUGCUGUGGACCAAUUCAUCCAGACCAAGAAGAACCAGCAUCCAGACCUCUCUGUGGAGAAUGCCCAGAGUCACCUGUCCAGUCUGAGCAUGCAUGAGGUCGAGAAUGGAGUAACCAGCCCCAUCACCCCUGAACACACCCAAGCCCUUCAGAAACUGUUUGCCUCUGUGAGGACGCUGACAGCCAAAGAGGAUUUGCUACAUACACUGAGGCAGCACCUGAUUCUCCACACAGCAAGGACACAGGGCUACACCAAGGUGAUGAUGGGGGACAGCUGCUCCCGUCUGGCCAUCAAACUGCUCAGCAACAUCUCUCUGGGGCGAGGGGCAUCGCUGGCAACCGACACGGGCUUCUCAGAUCCUCGCUAUGGAGACGUGGUCAUUGUCAGACCCAUGAGGGAUUAUUCCUCUAAAGAAAUAGCAUAUUACAACAGAAUGUUUGACAUCCCCUCCGUCUUUAUCCCUGGCCUGGACACUAAGGCACAAGACAAGGCCAGCAUCCAGCACCUGACAGAGAGCUUUGUCACCAAACUCCAGACUGACUUCCCCUCUACUGUCAGCACAAUCUACAGGACCAGUGAGAAGCUCCACACAGCAUGUCCCCCCCAGAACACACAACCCUUUGCUAAGUGCCUACUGUGUGUGUGCGCCUUGGACACUAAACUAGAGGAGUUCUCUGCCUACCAGGCUACACUGAUCUCAGAGCAGCUGUCUCAGAGGCGGGGCCCAAGCCCUGGGUUCACCCGUGGUUCAGCAGCAGCUCCAGGGCUGCCUCCAGUCUCCUCGGCAAGCCAGGGCUGCUCCUCUGGAGGGGGCCAGCAUCAGGGCUGUAUGACUGGAGAGGGGGGCUGCUGCUCCUCUGCUAAAACAACCUCACUUCGUCGGGGCAUUGACUCUACAAGGUGUCGAAAGCGUUCCACAGGGAUGCUGGCCCAUGUUGACUCCAAUGCUAAUCAGUGGUCAAGUUGCCUGGAUUUAACAAGUGACACCAAUAAGGGAUCAUAGCUAUCACCUGGAUUCACGGAAAGAGCAGAGCUUAAUCUUUUGUACACUCAGUGUAUAUUCACAUGUUUACAUUUAGGGUGAAGUGCCAAGCAACUUGAAGUUACUUGUACAAGAGGCUGUUUAAUUUGAUCCUAUUGAAUUAAUACAAUACUGUGUGUGUGUUCUUUCAGGGAGCCAGAGACGGUGGAUCUUAAAAGCCUGUUGUGUUACAGUUGUAGACUGACCAUCAAA